Messenger RNA from Penicillium malachiteum, 1131 nucleotides. RefSeq names its product amidohydrolase family protein. Gene Ontology annotation, cellular component: cytosol; cytoplasm. Gene Ontology annotation, molecular function: hydrolase activity; carboxy-lyase activity. The record is from RefSeq and is a predicted model, not a curated record. The coding region runs from base 1 to 1131 and encodes 376 amino acids. The transcript is spliced from 2 exons. Gene Ontology annotation, biological process: secondary metabolic process. NCBI's taxonomy places the organism in Eukaryota, Fungi, Ascomycota, Eurotiomycetes, Eurotiales, Aspergillaceae.
AUGUCUCAACUCAUUGUCGACAUACACACUCAUGUAUACCCACCCUCGUAUAUGGCGAUGCUCCGCGCUCGCAAAACAGUACCCUACAUUCACGAUCCCACCGACGGUUCUGAACCCCGUCUAAUCAUCCUCUCUUCAGACGAUGACCCCGCAACACCUCUCGACCAGAGAGGUCGACCUGUCGACACAUCCUACUCUGACAUCAAUGUGAAGCUCACAUUUAUGGAGAAACACGGUAUAAAUUGCAGUGUCAUCUCCCUUGCAAACCCAUGGCUCGACUUCGUACCUAGCGACGAAGCCCAAACAUGGGCCGAGCGAAUAAACGAUGAUCUUGAAUCGACCUGCGCGGGCGUGAACAAGAAUAAAGAGAGCAAGUCUCUUUUCGCUUUCGGUGCUUUACCACUAAGCGCGCCGUCAGAGAUUGUUGUCGGCGAAAUCAAAAGAUUAACUACUCUACCUCAUAUCCGCGGUGUGAUCAUGGGCACCUCAGGACUGGGCAAAGGACUUGAUGAUCCUGACCUUGAUCCGAUCUGGAGAGCGCUAAAAGAGACACAGCUAGUUCUUUUCUUGCAUCCGCACUAUGGUCUUCCAGAUGAGGCAUUUGGUGGUCCUGAGGUGAUUAAUCGCUAUGGACAUGUUCUACCACUUGCGCUGGGAUUCCCACUUGAGACUACAAUUGCUGUGACGCGAAUGCUUCUGAGUGGUGUUUUUGAUCGCUUCACGAAGCUUCAGGUUUUGUUAGCUCAUUCUGGUGGGACAUUGCCAUUCCUUGCGGGCAGAAUUGAGAGUUGCAUUUUGCAUGAGAGAAAGUUUAUUGCUAAUGGCGGCGAUACUCCUGGUCCCCAGCGGAGUAUUUGGGAGGUUCUGCAGACAAAUAUCUUCCUGGAUGCGGUGAUUUAUGGCUCGGCUGGGUUACAGGCGGCUGUUGUGGCUGGUAGUCAUGAUCGUUUGAUGUUUGAAGGCACUGAUCAUCCAUUCUUCCCACCUUUGCAUGAUGAGGAUGAGAAAUGGCCUAGUGUUACUACAAAUUACCGGGCUAUUCGCAGUUGCUUUGGAGAUGAGAAAGCGGAUUCCAUUGGCAUGGUUCUGGGAGGUAAUGCUAAUCGUGUUCUCCGACUGGGAUUGGAAUAA